This is a messenger RNA of Bufo bufo (common toad), 4090 nucleotides long. RefSeq names its product cyclic nucleotide gated channel subunit beta 1 (gene CNGB1). The transcript has 38 exons. The record is from RefSeq and is a predicted model, not a curated record. Gene Ontology annotation, biological process: monoatomic cation transmembrane transport; retina homeostasis. Gene Ontology annotation, cellular component: plasma membrane; photoreceptor outer segment; intracellular cyclic nucleotide activated cation channel complex. NCBI's taxonomy places the organism in Eukaryota, Metazoa, Chordata, Amphibia, Anura, Bufonidae. Gene Ontology annotation, molecular function: intracellularly cAMP-activated cation channel activity; cGMP binding; protein-containing complex binding. Bases 576 to 3551 code for a protein of 991 amino acids.
UGACCUGUCCUCGGAAAGAGAGCGCAGGCCCUCCAGCUGACCGUGGAGCACCGGACACCGGCUCAGCGUCUGAGAAGAGUUCGGGGGGAGUUCUCGGCUGGCUAGCACAAGGACUGGGGAAGGUGGUCCCUCAGCCUGCGGAUAGUCCUUCUCUGAGCAGAGCAGUCCAGGAGGUGACGGAUGCCGCAGUGGAGCAGAACCUGAAGGCGGUCAGCGACUCAGUGGACAGAGUAGCAGAGCACGCCCCCGCGGAGCAGAGUGACAGUUCCUCCCUGGGUGUCCUAUCCUGGUUGUCACACGGUUUGGAGAAGGUCGUUCCCCAGCCAACAUGGAGCCUGAGGGUGAGCACUGGCGCCAGCUCCGAGCCCAAUGCUGUGGAGCAGCAGAAACCACAACCAGAAAAGGUGGAAGAAGAAGUGAUUGUGGCUCCGGCAUCCCCGGUUGCUGUCAGUCCCGUACCACCACCCCCAUCCGUCCCAGCUGAGGUACAUCCAGGAGUCACCCCAGAAGUGGAGGCUGAAGCAGCAGACAAGAAGCCUGAGCAGAGUGCUGGGACCGGAGUGUUAAACUGGCUCAUGCAAGGACUGGGAAAAGUGGUGCCGCAGCCAGAGAUACCAACUGGGACCACAAAAAAUGUGGAGCUGGAGAAGCCUAAAGAGGAGGAGGUGCCCCCUGCAGUGACCCAGAAGGAUUCUAAGGGCAGUGCUGACAGCUCCAGGGUGCGGACCUGGAUAAGUCAAGGUCUGGAGAAGGUCAUUCCACAACCAGUAGUGACAACAAAACAGGACUCUCAGAAUGUAACAUUGUGUCAGGUGGAAGAAAUCUGUAUUCCACCGCCAGACGCCGAGCAAGACGUGAGCGCAGAGCCCCUGGCGGAUGAAGUCCCAGCGGAGCGGGCGCCUGAUGUAGUGGGGCAGUCGGAGGACAGGAGCCUGGCGACUGAGGAUAUAGAGUCCCACCUGCAGGACGAGGCUGCACCAGACGAAAGCGUAGAAGAAGUUGGAACACAACCUGAGGUUCCUGCCUCGCUCGUGAGACCACCAGAAGGGAAAAGGGUUGAAAGAGAAGUCACGGAGUCUGAGAUCGAGAGGCUUUCCUGGAUUUUGGAGGAAGAUGAGGAAGAAUCAGAGCUGCAGGUCUCGUGCUACCAGAGUGACAGCGAAGACGAGGCCCAGGUGACGCAUCAGGUGACGGUUCGGGGUCCCCCGGAAGGUCUGGACACGGCCAUCCUGCCCCCCACAGUGGUUGAAGAAGUGGUGAGCACCCAGUACAUACAGGCUCUGGAAGAAGUUGUUGGUAUUUUCUCGGCUGUGGAUUCAGAUGUCAUGUCCUUCAGUCACCCUGCAGUCAGUAUUGAGGAUGUGGACUCCGGCAGUGUCACGGAUACUCUGGGGCAGGAGGCUCCUAUCCACCCCCCUGUUUCCCCGUACAAGAUCCGGACGCUGACUGUUCCAGGAACUUCCCUGGCGGCAAAGAGCCUGAAGAGGACGCAGUCUGAGUCAGAGAACCUGGAGGAAGCGGCCCCAGAGGAGGAAGAGGUCAUGGAGCGCUCCGCAUCCGCCGUCAGCCACAGCAGUGCUGUCAUCACGGAACGGCUGCAGGAGCUGGUGCGGCUCUUCAAGGACAGGACAGAGCGAGUAAAGGAGCGACUCAUAGAUCCUGAGAUGUCUUCUGAGGAGGAGAGUCCGCCUUCAUCACCGUCUAAAAAACCUGCUGCUCCACCACCUCCCCCUCCUGAGGUGAAGCCAGAAAACAAGGGUGCUGCAGUGGAGGGGCAUGAUUGUGAGAUGCUUUGCUGCAAGUUCAAGAUCCGACCAUGGCGCGAGCGCUUCCAUAAGUAUGAGUUCCCCGCCAGCAUCGAUCCAUUGACCAACCUCAUGUAUGUCCUGUGGCUUUUCUUUGUGGUGUUGGCCUGGAACUGGAACUGCUGGCUGAUCCCCGUGCGCUGGGCUUUCCCCUAUCAGACGCCGACAAACAUCCAUUACUGGCUGUUCAUGGACUACCUGUGUGACCUCAUCUACCUGCUGGACAUCGUCGUCUUCCAGGUCCGGCUGCAGUUUGUGCGAGGUGGUGACAUCAUAACAGACAAGAAGGAUAUGCGUCAGUACUAUAUCAAGACGGAGCGAUUUAAGAUGGACGUCAUCUCUCUCCUUCCUCUGGAUCUGCUCUACUUUAAAUUUGGAGUGAAGUCCAUCCUGCGUUUGCCGCGUAUACUGAAGUACAUGGCUUUCUUCGAAUUCAACAACCGUCUGGAGGCUAUUCUGAGUAAAGCGUACAUCUACAGAGUCAUCCGCACCACCGCCUACCUGCUAUACUGUCUGCACAUGAACGCAUGCCUCUAUUAUUGGGCCUCUGACUACGAGGGGCUGAGGUCCACCAAAUGGGUGUAUGAUGGAGAGGGUAACAGCUACAUCCGCUGCUAUUAUUGGGCGGUGAAGACCCUCAUUACCAUCGGAGGCCUCCCAGACCCUCAGACACUUUUUGAGCUUUGCUUCCAGUUGCUGAAUUACUUCAUGGGUGUGUUUGCCUUCUCUGUAAUGAUCGGUCAGAUGAGGGACGUCGUGGGAGCGGCGACCGCCGGUCAGACAUAUUACCGCAGCUGUAUGGACAGCACUAUAAAGUACAUGACCUGCUACAAGAUACCCCGCCCUGUCCAAAACCGCGUCAAGAUGUGGUAUGAGUACACUUGGCAGUCCCAAGGCAUGCUGGAUGAGUCGGAGCUGAUGGUUCAACUUCCUGAUAAAAUGAGGUUGGAUCUGGCCAUAGACGUGAAUUACAACAUCGUCAGUAAAGUGGGUCUGUUCCAGGGUUGUGACCGUCAGAUGAUUUACGACAUGCUGAAGAGACUCCGCUCUGUGGUUUACCUGCCUGGAGAUUACGUGUGUAAGAAGGGAGAGAUUGGACGUGAAAUGUACAUCAUAAAAGCUGGAGAGGUGCAGGUCUUGGGUGGCCCAGAUGGACAGACAGUGCUGGUCAGCUUAAAGGCUGGCUCCGUGUUUGGAGAAAUCAGUUUGCUGGCACUGGGUGGAGGAAACAGACGAACAGCAAAUGUAGUUGCUCAUGGAUUUACCAACCUGUUCAUCCUGGACAAGAAGGAUUUGAGUGAAAUCCUCACUCACUACCCGGAGUCUCAGAAGGUUCUUAGAAGGAAAGCAAAGAAAAUGCUUAAAAACAGCAAUAAACCAAAAGAGGAGGGUCCACAGCAAAAAGGUUUCCAGCACAUUAUACCACCAAAACCAGAGACCCCAAAGUUGCUGAAAGCCGCUGUUGCUGCCACAGAGAGGAUGGGCUUCAAAGGACUGUCAAAAAUAAGACGACAACUGAAAAUGAAAAAAUCUGUGGAACCUGCAAGAAGCAGCCCCAUCCCACCUGGAUCCCCAGUGCACCGCCGCUCUCCCGUCCCCGCCAUCCGGUCAGAGGAGGAUGAGUCUGCUGAGAUUGUUGCAGAGUCUACAGACAGCAGGGUAUUUAUAAGGGUCAGCCCGUCCCCGCGGGGAGAUGAGCAGAUCCUGUCUGUGGAGGUAACUGCCCCCGAGGAGGACCAGAAGUGAGAGGUGGUACCCCGGACGUAGAAGAUCAUGUGCAUUUAGUACUUACUGCUCCGUAGCACCAUUAUGUGGUGGUGGUGCGCAUGGUCCAUGGAUAUCAGAAAAUGCAGGGUUAACCAUAGCCUGCGCUUAGUCCUUAACCUUUGCAUGGUUAGGAGUUUGUCCUGCAAAUGGUGUCCUAUAGGUGGACGUAGCCCCUACGGAGGUGCUGUGAAGAUGACUCCAGGAGAAUUGAUGAGAUCCUGGAGGUUCCUGGACACAACAUCCUCCUCCAGCUGCAGACUGACAUGGAGCUUGUGAUCCUGCAGAUUGUCCACUGCCUCCGGUCACAUCCGAUGAUCUCCACCUGAUGGACUGAAAGGUGAUAGCGGCUGGGACAGUGUUUCUGAUCAGUGGCACAAACCAGAAUGUGCUCAUCGUCCUGUGACUGGGUCACCACUCUGAAGAUCAGCCGCAGCAGCUUUAUACCAGCCGUGAUUGUUAGAUGCUGAAACCUUAUUCUGAAAUAAAAGUAAUGGUGCCAACUGCCCCUAAAGCGUGCU